Molecule: messenger RNA, 1965 nt
Organism: Lobosporangium transversale
Lineage: Eukaryota; Fungi; Mortierellomycota; Mortierellomycetes; Mortierellales; Mortierellaceae
Product: FAD binding domain-domain-containing protein
Exons: 4
Coding region: 65-1927 (620 amino acids)
Molecular function (GO): FMN binding; oxidoreductase activity; heme binding
Source: RefSeq, a predicted model, not a curated record
AAUAGACUCUUGAUACACUUCUCCUUCCCCUCAUCCUCCUCUCCUUUCAUUUGUCAUAUAUAUCAUGUCGAACCAAGUCAUCGUCGUUGGAGGUGGUCUCUCCGGACUCAGCGCUGCCCAUACCAUCCUGGAGCACGGUCUGAGUGUACUCGUCAUCGACAAGAACGCCUUCUUCGGAGGAAAUUCCACCAAGGCUACCUCCGGUAUCAACGGUGCCUUAACAAAGACUCAGAUCCAGCUUGGUAUUAAGGACUCUGUUGAGGCCUUCUAUGACGACACUGCCAGAUCUGCUCGUGACAUGCUCCGUCCUGACCUUGUCAAGGUUCUCACCGGUCGUUCUGCCUCUGCUGUCGAAUGGUUGCAAGACAAGUUCCAACUUGACCUAUCCUUAGUUUCCCGCCUUGGUGGACACUCCUUCCCUCGAACCCACCGUGGCAAGGAAAAGAUGCCUGGUAUGACCAUUACCUAUGCACUGAUGGAGAAGAUUGAGGAACUCAGCGUCUCUCAGCCAGAUCGCGUCAAGCUAAUUAGAAAGGCUCGUGUCACCAACCUGAUCAAGGAGAACGGUGUUGUCGUUGGUGUUGAAUAUGAACACUUGAGCGAACCUGGAAAGAAGGUUGCAGCCUGGGGCCCUGUUGUCUUGGCUACCGGAGGAUAUGCCGCUGAUUUCAGCAGCGAUUCACUCUUGAAGAAAUACCGCCCCGAUCUCUGGGACUUGCCUACUACUAACGGUGAUCAUACUACUGGAGAUGGUAUUAAGAUGACUCUGGCCAUUGGUGGCAAGACUAUCAACAUGGAGAAAGUUCAGGUUCACCCCACAGGAUUGGUCGAUCCUCGUGAGCCCGAUGCCAAAGUCAAGUUCUUGGCCGCAGAGGCUCUGCGCGGUGUUGGUGGUCUUCUUUUGCAAGCUGACGGCAAGCGUUUCUGUGAUGAACUCGGUCACCGUGAUUAUGUCACAGGUAUGAUGUGGAAGAAUAAGUUUCCAAUCCGUCUGGUCCUCAAUACGGCUGCUGCUAAGGAGAUUGAGUGGCACUGCAAACACUAUGUUGGUCGUGGUUUGAUGAAGUACUUCAAGAACGGUGAAGAGCUUGCCAAGGAGAUCGGUAUCCCUCCCUCAGAGCUGCAAAAGACCUUUGAUGAGUAUAACGCAAUUGCUGAAGGCAAGGUCAAGGACCCAUGGGGUAAGAAGUAUUUCCACAAUAUCCCAAUCAAGAUGGAGCAGGACUUCCAUGUUGCACAAAUGGCUCCUGUCCUUCAUUACACUAUGGGAGGAGUUGAUAUUAACGACCAGGCCAACAUUAAGGACACAAAUGACAAGCCCAUUCCAGGACUGUUCGCUGCUGGAGAGAUGUGCGGAGGUGUCCAUGGUGCUAACCGCCUUGGAGGAUCAUCAUUGUUGGGAUGCGUCGUCUUUGGUCGCACGGCUGGUGAUUCCGUUUCGGAUUAUGUGAAGUCCAAUCCAGUUGUUGGAUCAGGUGCUGCUGCAGCUCAGUCACAGGCUAUCUCACUUCCUGGAGGAUUCACCACAUCUGUUACUGUUGACCCCAACAACCAGAAGAUCAAUCUUGAGAUCAGCUGGGGUGGUGCUGCAUCAAAGGCUGUCGCGGCAGCUUCUGGAUCUGGUGCGGCACCAGCAGCAGCGGUUGAGCCUCCCAAGAAGUUGCCCUUGAUCUCGGCAGCUGAGGUGGCCAAGCACAACACUCCGGAGGAUUGCUGGGUCAUUGUGAAUGGUCAAGUCCUGGAUGUGACAAAGUUCUUGCCUGAUCAUCCUGGUGGGAAGAAGGCGAUUUUGAUCUUUGCAGGACGAGAUGCUACAGAGGAGUUCAACUUGUUGCACAAGCCCGAUGUUGUUGAGAAGUAUGCACCUGAAUCAGUGAUUGGUAUCCUGGACACAAAUAGUUUGCCAGCUCGUCCUGCAAAGAUCUAAAGGAAAAGAAGAGUGUACUAUAAAGAAUGUUUGAGAGC